Messenger RNA from Chondrus crispus (carragheen), 189 nucleotides. RefSeq lists its product as hypothetical. The coding region runs from base 1 to 189 and encodes 62 amino acids. NCBI's taxonomy places the organism in Eukaryota, Rhodophyta, Florideophyceae, Gigartinales, Gigartinaceae. The record is from RefSeq and is a predicted model, not a curated record. The transcript has a single exon.
AUGAUCAAGAAAUCAGAGUCCCCCUACCAUUGUAACAACUCCGCGAAAAGUGCGAGUUCGAAAUCCAAAUUCCCCCUCCUAUUUGGGUCGAUUUUUUACGUCCCCCCCUACAAUCGAAACAAAAUGCACCUGUCUCCUACUGUAUCGAUACAAUAUCAUGUGUCCCCCCCUGACACCGAAAGAUUUUGA